Melanotaenia boesemani (Boeseman's rainbowfish) is the source of this 1921-nucleotide messenger RNA. Its product is annotated as histone-binding protein RBBP7. The transcript has 12 exons. The record is from RefSeq and is a predicted model, not a curated record. The coding region runs from base 140 to 1423 and encodes 427 amino acids. Gene Ontology annotation, biological process: regulation of gene expression. Gene Ontology annotation, molecular function: histone binding. Gene Ontology annotation, cellular component: ESC/E(Z) complex; NuRD complex; nucleus. Lineage: Eukaryota; Metazoa; Chordata; Actinopteri; Atheriniformes; Melanotaeniidae.
CAGUAAUUCGGCGCUGAAAAGGAAGGGGACUAUCUCCUGGGUGACGCCGCUUCAGCUCAGCAGAGAAACCUUGUGAGGACAUAACAGUGAGCGACUUACUUUGCUUUUCAGCAUCGUGACGUCGCCAAAGUACUGGGACAUGGCUGAUAAAGAAGUGUAUGACGAAGCAGUGGAGGAAAGGGUCAUCAAUGAGGAGUACAAGAUCUGGAAGAAGAACACUCCUUUUCUGUACGACCUGGUGAUGACCCAUGCUCUGGAGUGGCCCAGCCUCACUGUCCAGUGGCUUCCAGAUGUCAACAGGCCAGAGGGGAAGGACUACACUGUCCAUAGGCUGGUUUUGGGGACCCAUACAUCAGAUGAGCAGAACCACCUUGUCAUCGCCAGUGUCCAGGUGCCAAACGACGAUGCCCAGUUUGAUGCCUCGCACUACGACAGCGAAAAAGGAGCAGAGUUUGGUGGAUUUGGUUCAGUUAGUGGAAAAAUAGAGAUUGAGAUCAAGAUCAAUCACGAGGGGGAGGUGAACCGAGCGCGCUACAUGCCCCAGAACCCCUGCAUCAUUGCUACCAAGACCCCCACCUCCGACGUGCUGGUUUUUGACUAUACAAAGCACCCAUCAAAGCCAGAUCCCAGUGGGGAGUGUAGCCCUGACCUGAGGCUGAAAGGCCAUCAGAAAGAAGGUUAUGGCCUUUCUUGGAAUCCAAACCUCAGCGGUAACCUGCUCAGUGCCUCCGAUGAUCACACCAUCUGUCUGUGGGACAUCGGGGCGGGCCCAAAAGAAGGGAAGAUAGUGGACGCCAAGACCAUCUUUACGGGACAUACGGCCGUGGUGGAGGACGUUUCCUGGCACCUGCUGCAUGAAUCCCUGUUUGGCUCAGUUGCUGACGACCAGAAACUGAUGAUAUGGGACACUCGGUCCAACAACACAUCUAAAGCCAGCCACUCGGUGGACGCUCACACUGCUGAGGUCAACUGUCUGAGCUUCAACCCGUACAGUGAGUUCAUUCUGGCUACUGGCUCUGCUGACAAGACUGUUGCACUGUGGGAUCUCAGGAAUCUCAAACUGAAGCUCCACUCCUUCGAGUCCCACAAAGAUGAAAUUUUCCAGGUGCAGUGGUCCCCUCACAACGAGACAAUCCUGGCCUCCAGUGGAACUGACCGACGACUCAACGUCUGGGAUCUCAGUAAAAUCGGUGAGGAGCAGUCUGCAGAGGAUGCCGAGGACGGUCCACCAGAGCUCCUGUUCAUCCACGGAGGCCACACAGCCAAGAUCUCAGACUUUUCCUGGAACCCCAACGAACCCUGGAUCAUCUGCUCCGUCUCUGAGGACAACAUCAUGCAAGUUUGGCAAAUGGCAGAGAACAUCUACAACGAUGAGGAACCAGACAACACCCCCGCUUCAGAGCUGGAGGCUCAGGGAUCAUAACCCAGCUCUACACAACAGGUCCAGGCACAACCCCAUCCCAAUCCCCCAGACCCACCACAGCCUAUCUCAAGUCCACCAUUAAAAAUUUGAAGAGUUUGAGGUUAGAGGUAGCCUGGUUGUCAUCCUCACACCAACAUUAACCUGUGAACAGGUGGUUGCUUCUGUGAAGGAGCAGGAAACUUUUUUGUGCAUAAAAGUGAUAAAAUUCUUCAGACCAGUAAAGGAUCAAAGGGCUCCUGUGAGGAAAAUGAUCUGAUAGCCAUGCUGGUCAUGUUCUGCCUUCUUCAUGCCUUAUUUUUCCACCUGUGGCAGGUGUUGACAUGUUGCUACUUUUGAGAACACAUUCCCUGCUGAGUUUGCCUCACAAGGUACAGAAACACUUCAGUAUUUGGUUUAUUUAAUGCCUGCAUAUGGACAUGUCUGUUCUGUUAAAUAAUGUGAAUUUGUGCCAUUUUGUUUCCCCCCACCAAAAACUGCAAUAAAGGUUUUCUAACUUUU